Euleptes europaea (tarantolino) is the source of this 1455-nucleotide messenger RNA. RefSeq names its product La ribonucleoprotein 6, translational regulator (gene LARP6). The coding region runs from base 1 to 1455 and encodes 484 amino acids. Gene Ontology annotation, biological process: RNA processing. Gene Ontology annotation, cellular component: nucleus. Gene Ontology annotation, molecular function: mRNA binding. The record is from RefSeq and is a predicted model, not a curated record. The transcript is spliced from 3 exons. Lineage: Eukaryota; Metazoa; Chordata; Lepidosauria; Squamata; Sphaerodactylidae.
AUGGAAGAGGCCGAGCUGGCGGCGGGCGGCGGCCCCGUGGAGAUCCGGGUGGCCGCCGCCGAGGAGGACCCGGGCGGCGAGGAGGAGGAACGAGAGGAGGAGGCGCGCCGCCGCGGACGCCUGAGCCUCAGCCCGCUGGGCGGCGGCAGCUGCAGCGAAGACGAUUCCGGCCGCGGCUGCGGGAAAUCCAGUGGGGGUGAAAACGACGGAGAUGACCCCGGCCACAACUGGACGCCUCCUGACCACGAGCUGAUUGUGAAGCUGGUGGCCCAGAUCGAGUAUUACUUCUCGGACGAAAACCUAGAGAAAGACGCCUUCCUUCUGAAGCAUGUCCGGAGGAACAAGAUGGGCUACGUGAGCGUAAAGCUCCUGACGUCUUUCAAAAAGGUAAAGCAUCUGACACGCGAUUGGAGAACUACAUCAUAUGCCCUGAAAUACUCUGAGGUCUUAGAGCUGAACGAAGACAACAGAAAAGUUCGAAGGAACACUCCCGUUCCAGUAUUUCCUAGCGAGAAUCUCCCCAGCAAAAUGCUGCUCAUCUAUGAUAUCCACCCGGCUUCCGAUCUCCAUGCAGAGGAUGAAAGGCAGGAGAACGGAUGCGUUCAGGAGAAGAUGAUGGAAAAUCUUCUUAAAGCUUUUGUCAAAUUUGGGAUCAUCUCCUCAGUUCGCAUUCUCAAGCCCGGUAGAAACCUUCCUCCAGAUAUCAAGAGGUUCAGCAGCCAAUACAGCCAAGUCGGAACAAAGGAAUGCGCCAUCGUAGAGUUCGAAGAGGUGGACGCCGCCAUAAAAGCGCAUGAGUCAAUGUGCGUUAUGGACAAUGAAACGGACAUGAAGGUGGUUCUCAUUGCUAUGAAGCCACCUAAGAAGAAAGUUCUGAAAGACAAGACCCGCGAGGAAGAUCCCAGCAAGGUCCUUACCAAAACACGGUCAAUGAACAAGAGAGUGGAAGAACUUCAGUACGUUGGCGACGAAUCUUCGGCCAACAGCUCCUCCGAGCCAGAGAGUGAUCCGACGUCCCCCAUGUCGGGUCGCAGAAGCGGCGCCUCAAACACGUUGAGCCCCACCACCUACCAGAACAGUCACCUGAGCCCGAACGUCUCCCCGAGGUCGAGUCCUUGGAACAGCCCCUCUUCCCUGCGUAAAGGUUCCAGGAUGUCUCCGCUGGCCGAGGACGGCAGGCUCAGCCUCAGCACCAGUCCCGAAACGUCGAGGUGGUGUGCGGAUUAUUCGUCGGACAGCAGCGUCACCCCCUCGAGUAGCCCGUGGGUUCAGAGGAGGCGGCAAGCUCAGACUCUGACGCAAGAGAAAAGUCCAGUCGGUAGCCCGGUGCUCAGCCCCAAAAUACAGAAUGCGGGCGGGUUGCCGGUUGGGGUCUUGCGUUUACCGAGAGGCCCCGAUGGUACAAAGGGAUUCCAUAACGGGUACGAGAGGAAUAAGCCCAGCAAGAACGAAUAG